Monomorium pharaonis (pharaoh ant) is the source of this 2298-nucleotide messenger RNA. RefSeq lists its product as uncharacterized. Bases 1 to 1878 code for a protein of 625 amino acids. Lineage: Eukaryota; Metazoa; Arthropoda; Insecta; Hymenoptera; Formicidae. The transcript has 3 exons. The record is from RefSeq and is a predicted model, not a curated record.
AUGAAUGAAUACUUCCUAAUCAGGAAUUACCGCUUGAGUCGCGCUGGAGGUGGUGUUGCAUGCUAUAUUCAUAAGUCACUCAAGGCUACAGUCAUUGCGGCGUCCAGUAGUAACGGUGACGAUAACGAUAUCAAUAGCCCUGAAUUCCUAAUCAUUGAAAUUCGUCUACCUCUUGGCGAAGCUGUACUAUUUGCGUCCAUCUACAGAAGACCUAAAGGCCACCUUUUUCACGACUUCGUAGAUAAGCUUACUGCCGUCUCUCAUCGCUAUAAGAAUAUUGUCAUUGGUGGAGACUUGAACUGCAACCUGUUAAUGAAUAACUUUGAAGCCAGCUACUUGCGAGAACUUGCAUCUAGUCUAUCUCUACACAUAGUUCCCUCGGAGGCUACGCAUCAUACCUCCAUCUCCGACUCGUGGUUGGAUGUUUUAAUUAUCGACGAUCCUGACAAGAUCCUUUCCUUCACCAAGUCCCCUGUUCCAUUCAUAGCCGGUCAUGAUCUCCUUCAUCUUUCUCUUUCCUUUCAUUCCAAACAAAAUAUUACGCGAUCCAUAGUGCGCCGCUGCUUCAGGGACAUCAAUGGGGACGAGUUUCUCAGUUUUAUCAUUGAGAAGGUGACUGAGGUUCAGUCCGAGUUUAACUCUCUGUCCGAUGGAGUAGAUGUUUCUCGAUUGUGCAAGCUCCUGUCUGGUACUCUGCUCGAAGCAUUGGAUGUUUUUGCACCCGCUCGUGAGAUUGUGACCAAGCGCCCUCCCAUCAAAUGGCUCUCAGUACAACUUAAAGCCCGUCUAAAAUACUGUAAUCUACUUUACAAACAAGCCAAGCGGUCGGGCAGCCUCCUCGGGUUUGCCAGGUAUAGACUUUUUAGGAACCAACUCAAUGCCGAUAUCAAGCGUGCCAAGGCUGAAUUUCUUUUCACCUCUCUUAACAAUAUCACUGACCCGGCGAAGCUCUGGAAGGAGCUCGCUCGACUUGGUCUCACAAAAUCUAAUUUUGUGUCUCCUCUUCAUUUAUUCAAGUCCGAUGAACUAAAUGUCUACUAUGCUUCUGUUACCAGUGCUUCGUCGGUGUCUUAUCAUGAUUUUUCCUCAGCCAUUACUCUAAUUUCUUACCCUACUAGUCGACCUCAGCUCUCUUUUUCCACUGUUUCGCCUAGCGCUGUGUACAAACUUAUUGCCUCUCGACCGCCUCAUUCGUACGCGUCCGUGUUCCCGUCUGAUUGGAAGCGAGCUCUUGUUCGCCCACUCUCGAAGAUUCGUGCUCCUAUAUCUCCAUCAGACACUAGACCCAUUGCAAAUUUACCGGAAAUCUCUAAAAUUCUGGAAAGAAUAGUGAUCAAACAAAUCACAGACUACAUUGAAGAGUACAGUCUUCUUGAUCACAGACAAUCCGCCUAUCGUCUGGGUUACAACACCCAAUCUGCCCUUCUACGUGUCUGUGAUGAUAUCAGGUUAGGUAUUGAUAACAGACUAGCUACCAUCCUGGUUUUAUUCGACUUCAGCAAGGCAUUUGACACUGUCCCCCAUCUUCUUUUACUUACCAAACUCAAAAGCCUUGGUUUCUCUGUGACGGUUCUUACCUGGCUCUUCUCAUACCUGACUGGCAGAACUCAGGCUGUUGUGGAUGAUUCUGGGAUUCGUUCGGAAUGGCUACCCACAUCUCUAGGUGUUCCGCAGGGUUCUGUUCUUGGCCCACUACUGUUCUCUCUCUUCGUCAAUGACAUAAAGAUAGUUCAUGGCCUGGAACGGAUCACUAAGGAUGCAACUGCUAUCUCCGAAUAUGCGAGAGCAAAUGGACUUAAACUAAAUCUUGCCAAAUCCAAAGUGAUAGUUUUUGCUAGCCAGGGGUACUCUAGACUUAGAUCUUCGACAUCGACUUAGACCUAUUACCACCUGUCAUUGUCGACCAGACCAGACUUCCUUUCGUCAACGAGGUUCGUAACUUGGUUGUCACAUUGACCUCAAACCUCUCAUGGAGGAAACAUGUUGUGCACAUCUCUCAGGCUGUUCAUCAUGCUUUAUAUAAACUCAAAUUUAACAAAAAUGCUCUCUCCACCAAGCUCAGGAUCAAACUUGUUAACAGCCUCAUUCUUCCGCAUAUUGACUACUGUUGCCUAGUAUAUCAUGGCUUAAGCUCCGAACUUAAUACUAAAUUGCAACGCUUAAUCAAUUGCUGCAUAAGAUUUAUCUUCAAUCUUAGAUGAGCAUAUCACGCCAUACCGACGCAGUCUGGGAUGGCUUUCUGUUGAGAACAGAAGGCUUUACUUUCUUGGCUGUCUGACCUACCGUAUUCUGCAUUUA